AUGAGGAUCCUUCUACUCAUUCUGCUAUUGGCUUUGACCGUGAAUUGCGGUUCAGACUUCUUCAAAGGUAAACUUGGAAACAAAAUAAAAGCACUUCUCGAAAAGAUUAAGAGUUCAAUGAAUGUCACAUCACUUCUUCAAAUUCGUGAGAAAUUUGCCAAAUUGAGGGACAAAAUAAAGAAAAAGUUAGCGCUUACACCUCAACGGAAGGCGGAAGUGGAUAAGAUUAUGAAGUUCAUAAAACUGAAUAAAGAGGAUCGCAUUCAAAAAAGUGGCGAUACGAUCUCUCAAAUUAAUAAAAGGACUGGCAUGGCCGAUAUAUUGUUCCAAGGCGAUAUCGUUUUAACAGACGAUCAGGCCAACGAAAUCACCGACGAGAUUGAAAAUGAAGGCAAGAAUCGUACAAAACGACAAGCAUACCGUGAUCAAUGGUAUCCGCAAACAAUAUGGCCCGAUGGUGUUGAAUAUUCGUUUGAUCCUAGCGCAGAUCAAUUAAUGCGAACUGUAUUCGUGAAAGCUGCACAGGCUUGGAUGGAGGAUACAUGCAUUAACUUCCGUGAAAAUCCUUCAUCUCCGACCAGGGUCCGUCUUUUCAAACAAAAUGGAUGCUGGUCCAUGAUUGGUAACACUCAUCGAGAACAAAUGCUCUCGUUAGGAGACGGUUGUGCGACGGUUGCAAUAGCCACACACGAAAUUGGCCACGCUAUUGGAUUCUGGCACACACACGCAAGAUAUGAUCGCGAUCAAUAUCUCUACUUCAUCCCUCAAAAUGUCAUACCAUCUUGGUUGGAUCAGUUCGCCUUACAAACACCACAAACAAAUGAGAACUACGGACUACCGUACGAUUACGGAAGCAUUAUGCAUUAUGCGGCAAGCAGUGCGUCUCAAAAUGGUAAACCCACUAUGGUUCCUCGUGAUCAAACGUAUCUGGAGACUCUUGGAUCACCAUUCAUUUCCUUCAUAGAAAAACUUAUGAUCAAUAGACAUUAUGGAUGCGACAGAAAUUGUGGUCAGGGUUCGGCACAGUGCAGGAUGGGUGGAUUCCCAAAUCCUCGCGAUUGCUCACGAUGUGUUUGCCCAAGCGGAUAUGGAGGCGAUUUGUGCGAUCAAAGACCUCCUGGAUGUGGCGGUGUGGUGGAAGCAAGUAAUGAUGUUCAAACAUUGAGAGACGGAGUAGGAGUACCUAAUUCAGGAGAAAGAGUGGACAUGAAAGUCUGCAACUAUUGGAUUACGGCACCGGAGGGAUCACGAAUUGAAGUCAGAAUUAGUGGAAUGGCAAACGGUCCCUAUAUUCAUGGAUGUGUGUUUUGGGGAAUGGAAAUUAACACUCAACGAGACCAACUACAAACUGGAUUUAGGUUCUGUAAUCCACAAGAUAUCGGAUUGACAUUGGUCUCAAGCAGCAACAUUGUGCCGAUAAUAGUUUACAACCGAGUUGGGGUAACUCCAUUCGCAGUUGACUAUCGAAUUGGUGAGUUUUCACCCAUAUAG
Necator americanus (New World hookworm) is the source of this 1491-nucleotide messenger RNA. RefSeq lists its product as uncharacterized. The record is from RefSeq and is a predicted model, not a curated record. Bases 1 to 1491 code for a protein of 496 amino acids. Gene Ontology annotation, molecular function: metalloendopeptidase activity; zinc ion binding. The transcript is spliced from 13 exons. Gene Ontology annotation, biological process: proteolysis; molting cycle, collagen and cuticulin-based cuticle. Lineage: Eukaryota; Metazoa; Nematoda; Chromadorea; Rhabditida; Ancylostomatidae.